This is a messenger RNA of Ixodes scapularis (black-legged tick), 3108 nucleotides long. It is a transcript of the gene Atx-1, whose product is annotated as ataxin-1. The record is from RefSeq and is a predicted model, not a curated record. Gene Ontology annotation, biological process: regulation of DNA-templated transcription. The transcript has 3 exons. Gene Ontology annotation, molecular function: RNA binding; protein binding. NCBI's taxonomy places the organism in Eukaryota, Metazoa, Arthropoda, Arachnida, Ixodida, Ixodidae. Bases 1043 to 2050 code for a protein of 335 amino acids.
AACGGUCUACAAAAACUCCCCAAUUUGUUUUUACUGAGGUAGGCUCUCCUAGCUCCCCGAGAAGGGAGAAAAAAAAGUGCGAGAGAAGAGUAAAAAGCGGGCAUCUGUUCACGUAGUGACACAAAGGCGACGAGGAGAGGAAAAAAGAGAGAGCGAGCAACCCAAGUGUCAACGAACGGCGCCCGUUUCGCCCGAGCACCAGCACAGGCAACGGGGAGCGUAGUCCGCCGGCUAGCACGACCUGCUACCAUUUUACGGCCAACGGUGCACAACGCGCAGCAGCACGGGCAGCACGCACAGCACCUAGCGGAGGGAAGCCAAGGUGGCCCGCCCCAGCCCAAGCGAGCCUGCCCGGCUGCGGGGGACGAUGCACUGCGAAUGCGCGCUGUUUUGCGGCGGCUGUUGUUGGCUCGGCCGCCCUCUCCGCGGCAGGAAAGGGAAAUUCCCGGGACAACGCGUCCUUUCUGCUUUGACGUGAGCUGGCGCAACGCUACAGUAGUGCGCCGCGUGCUGUCUGGAGCAAGUGAAGGCAAGUCGGCAAGUUCGCCUCCUUCCCCGCGUCGUCCUCGCCCCGUGACCUUGGGACCGAAAGAAGGAGCCGCCGCGGCGGAGUGGCACGUGGGCGCGCACUACUUUCUCUCGCCCAACCAAGCAACAACAUCCCGGGGCAGUUGGAGAGAAGGGUUGCGUGCCGUGUUGUGCCUUUGGUUGUGCGGGCGCUUCCGCGCUUCUCAUCGUCUGCUCCGGGUGGGAGAGGGCGGAGAGCAGACGACCAACCGACCGACCUCCGCCACCCCUCCGCCGCUUUGUCGUCGUCUGCUACCCCGAGGUUCCGACACCGGCAGGGCCGGCAGGCGCGCUGCUCCACUUGAUCGCGACUGCUUGGCUGGCUCGGAAGGCUGCGAUGCUGGCGGCGCUCGCCGUCGUGCCUCACCGGUGAACCGACAGGCGACGGUUGUUGGCGAGCUGCUGAGACUGCCUUUUGGAUGCCACAGUUGUCCCUUGGACGGCUCCGGGACAACGAGGGCACUGUGUGCCCAGCAUGCUGUCUCUGCGGGCGUCGGACUACCUGGGCCCCCAGGUGCUGUGCAGCAAGGGCGAGCCGGGUGAGGAGGUACGCAAGGUGCGCAGUGCUUCCGAAGGCCGCUACGAGUGGCCGAUGAGCCUGCCCGUCGAGGGGGCCGAGCCCCUGCCCUGGUUCCGACCCCGAGAGCCCCUGUAUCCGCCGCCGGCCUACCAGCGCUACCCCCGCUACACGGUGCCCUACCGUCCCUUCCCCGAGGGCCUGCCCUUCCCGGCUGAGCGGCCCACCAGCCCCCCCUACUAUCGGGGCGGCAGUCUCAAGCACCGCAUCCUGCACCCGCCGCCCAGCAUCCGCAUCGUGGAGCCGCCGGCCGCGCUGCUGGCCGCUGCCCCGCUGUCGGCCCCGCCCAUUCCGCUGGCCGAGGGGCCCCGGCUGGCCGUGUCUUCGAUGCACCCACCGGGGGGGGCGUCCCGCCUCCACUACCCGGCCUAUUUCCUCAAGGGCUCCAUCAUCCAGCUGGGCACGGGCCUGCUCAAGAAGGUGGAGGACCUGCACACCGAGGACUUUGUGACCAGUGCCAACGUGAGCAGGGACCUGCGCAUCGACUCGAGCCGGGUGCUCCAGAUGGCCACGGGCGACUCGGUGGCCACGCUCAGCUUCUCCGUGGGCCAGAACCAAGUUCAGGUCACGGUCGAGGCGCCCGUCGAGCACCCCUUCUUCGUCUUCAACCGGGGCUGGUCCUCGUGCAACCCCGAGCGAUCGCUGCAGCGCUACCGCCUCCAGUGCCAACGCCUCUCGGUGGGCGACGUGUGCAUCUCGCUCACGCACCGGGCCGCCAAGUCUCUCGACGCCCCCCCGUCUCGGGGCGAUGCCAGGGGCGCCCGAUCUGCGCCCAAGACGGACCCCAUGAACCCCCUGAGCAUUGGAGCCCAGUCGGGGGGAGCGCGCAAGCGCCGCUGGUCGGCCCCCGACCAGGUCACCACCCACGCGGGCCUUCCCAUGCCCCAGCGGACAGCCACCACGUGACUCUCUCCGCCUUUUCCAAAGACUCUAGAUUCUGUAGCCACUUCCGAGCUGCCCGCAUUACCAGGCUCUCCACUCAUCUUUCAAACUGAUGUGCCAGCGAGCCUGCUUUUACAGAUGGAGGCAGAAUUGCUUACUUUGAGGAACGUUUGUAUCUCUAUUUUUGCCCAAUAAUGCUUUUUAGACACUGGUGGCCAAGGAAUCUCCCUCCACCUUUGUUCACAGGCGGUGUACAAAAGCAGGCUGACAAAUCUGGGUAUGAUCUCCCCAAAGCGAGCUGCAGGUACCCCGCAAUCGCGGCCAGACAGAAAUGCGCGCAGAAUGUGUCUGCCAAAUCUAAGUCAUCCGAAGGACACAACUGCAACGGACGAGUCGUCAACGAUCUCACAAGCCCCCACUAAAUGCUGAGCAAUUCCGAAUUCUGAUCCCAAACUGCUUCAGCCAGUGGGGGGACAAAAAGAGCACCCUCGGGAGCAAACACAAGCUCAAAAAACUCUUGCCACAGGAAACCAUGCUGGUCAUGGAAAUGUUGCCUUUUACCACCCCAUCUCUUAAGUACCCUGCUGCAUUUUGUAGAGGAUUCGUAGCUAUUGUGUAAGCCCCCUUCAUAAAAACAAUUUGUAUGGUUGUUUGUUGUGUUACAUGGAGUCUCAAGCAUGCUGCGUGACUGCCAAACUGGUGUUUUGAAAAGAAAAAAAAGCUCUCCUGUGUUCAUAAAGAAGUUGCAGGGCUCGCGUCAAGGGAUGCUGAAAAUGAGUGUAUUGAAAGAUGCUGAUGGAGCCUAGGGUUGCCUUACUAGCAUUGUUGCAUGUACAGAUGGAUGCACAAUCAGUUUUAUUACAUGUGGAAUGCCAAACAAUGCAAUUGAGUGAUAAUUUGGUCCAUCCAGGGACUUGAGUCAUACGACCUGCUCACCUGAUCUCAGACACCAAGUGUUCCCUGUGGAAACUAAGGCGGGGGAGCGGUAAUCCUUCCUAAGCUGCAUGUUGUACGUUUGCGUGCAAGUGUUAAUGUUGGCCAGCUUGUUUACCAGAAAUUAAACCAGUGUUGACUUCUUGCAA